Thlaspi arvense is the source of this 3531-nucleotide messenger RNA. The record is from the annotation of a GenBank genome assembly. NCBI's taxonomy places the organism in Eukaryota, Viridiplantae, Streptophyta, Magnoliopsida, Brassicales, Brassicaceae.
CGCGAAGAAUUUCAGAGAUAAGAAAAAAACAAGUUUGUCCUUUUUUUCUACCAUUCCUCGUUGCUCCCACUUUCUUCUUCUCCAAAUUCAAUACUAGCAAUUAUUAUAUUUGCCACCCGAUCCCAAGCUUUCUUCGCAACAUCUCUAUCCAUUUUUUUUUUUAAUUUAGUAUAGUUGAAUUAAUUGCAACACGACGAACUUUUCUUUUUGUUUUCUUUUCCUUUUGUCUCUCUCUUCUGAUUCGUGUUUUCACGUUUCCACAUAAAUCAGCAGCCAUGGAUUCUUCUGUUUUGGUUUCUCUGUCACUCAUGCACAAGACCUCUCUUCCGUUUAUAUAAUAUUCGUCUAUACACGAUUACAACAAUUAUGAAUUAGGGCUCUUCAAAUUGCUCUGUUCCAACGAUUUUUCCUCUCGUUUGCUCUGCCGCCGUUAUCUUCGUCGAUUUCAGCAAAUAAAACCCAGGUUCUUGCUGCUGAAGUAAGCGAUGGCAGCUCCAUCUCCGACGAUUAUCGGACUGGAAUCAGAAUGAGACUUAAAACAGCGUCUAGAGUUCCGGUGAAGACGUAAUCUUCGUUGUUUCCAUGGGUUGCGGAGGAUCUAAGGUUGAUGAUCAGCCGCUUGUGAUUCUCUGCAGACAGCGGAAGGACCUGAUUAAAGAGGCGUCGUAUCAUCGCUCUGCUCUCGCCGUCGCUCACCUCGUUUACUUCCAGUCUCUCUGCGACGUCGGAGAAGCUAUUCAGCGUUUCGUUGACGAGGAAGUCGUUGUUGGUUCUUCGUCCUCUUCGCCGGAUUCUCCUGUUCUUACGCUUCCUUCCGACGAAGGGAAGCCUAAAAAACAUAAGGGCUCGAUUUCUUCCACCUCGAUUUCUCAUUCGGUCAUCGAAGAAGGAGAUGAUGAAGAAGAUACAGAGGGUUCACAUUUGCAUCUAUCUUCCGGAUCUGAAUCCGGUUCGGAAGCUGGAUCUGAUGAUCAUAUCCAAAUUGAUAGCACUCCGGAACCAGAGCUAAACCGGCCAACCGAAACAUUUUCUUCCGGUUAUCCAACAGGCUAUGCUCCACCGGGUUAUCCAUCGGGUUAUCCAUCGGGUUAUCAGCCGGGUUACCCAUAUGCUGGAGGAUGGGGAUUCACUGGCGAGAAUCCAAACGCGAAUCGAGGAAUGUAUUUCAUGAAGAAAUCUGCGCCACCAUCUCGACCGUUCAUAUUUCAGCCGGAAAAUCACCGAGUCGAGCCGUCGGAUUCUGGAGUCGGAAACUCGGGCUAUUUCCCUAAUGCUGGGUUUUCCGGUUACCCUCAUCCUUCUGGUGAUUACAGCUCAGGAGUCCAACGGAGAUCACCGUCUACGACAAAGCCACCUCCGGCUCCGGCUCCUCCAUCGCCGCCUAGUGUCUCUACUUGGGACUUCCUGAAUGUUUUUGAUACCUAUGAUUAUGGCAACGCCCGUUCCCGUGCCUCGAGCUACUAUCCGCCGGGAAUGGCAUCGAUCUCAAGCAGCCCUGAUUCGAAGGAAGUUAGAGAGAGGGAAGGGAUUCCUGAGCUGGAAGAAGAAUCAGAGCACGAAGUGAUCAAGCAAGUAUAUAGACGUCCCAAGAGAAUAGCCUUGGAGAAGGUGAAGGAGCACAGAGACGAGCGCAAGAAGGACAUCUUCCCUGAGCGCGACGAAGUUCGUGUGACGAACAUUAACAGAAGAGGGUAUGCCGGCAAAGAAACUCCGAGGGCUGUGCCAAUGCCUGAAAGAGCUACUGAGAGCUCCUUCGAUUCAGAGACAGUGUCUUCGUUUUCAGGAAGUGAUGUAGAAUCUGAGUUUCACUAUGUUAAUAGCGCCGAAAGAAAGAGCAGCAACAGUUCAAACGCCCACGAGACGAUCAUGGGGACAAAGAGCUCGGGAGAAGUAGAAGAAGAGUACGGGAGGAAGAAAGGAGUGAGCUUUGAGUUGGAGGAGACGAGCACUUCCUCUUUUGAUGUUGAAUCUUCCAAAAUAAGUAGCUUAUCCAGUUUGUCGAUCCAUGCCACUAGGGAUCUCAGAGAGGUUGUGAAGGAGAUCAAGAGUGAGUUCGAGAUUGCUUCUUCGUAUGGGAAGGAGGUUGCUGUGUUGCUUGAGGUCAGCAAGUUGCCUUAUCAGCAUAGAAACAAGGGUGGCUUUAAAGUUAUCUUAACCAGGAUCAUGUAUCUGGUCUCACCAUCUACAAGGUCAUCGCGCUCUCAGCCUGAACUAUCAAUACGAUUAACAUCUAGGACACUGAAAAUGGCGAAAGCAUAUAAUGUACAAGAUGUUAAUGAAGGCUUCACUGGGAACCUCUCAUCAACUUUGGAGAAACUGUAUGUGUGGGAAAAGAAACUUUACAAGGAAGUCAAGGACGAAGAAAAGCUUCGUGCCAUCUAUGAAGAGAAAUGCAAGUCACUGAAAAAAAUGGAUAGUCAUGGAGCAGAAUCUACCAAGAUCGACGCUACUCGGGCAUACAUUAGGAAGCUUCUAACCAAAAUCGAUAUCUCUAUACGAUCUGUUGAUUCUAUUUCCAGAAGAAUCCAUAAACUUAGAGAUGAGGAGUUGCAGCCACAACUUACACAGUUAAUUCAUGGGUUGAUAAGAAUGUGGAGAUCGAUGCUUAAGUGCCAUCAGAAACAGUUCCAGGCGAUCAUGGAGAGCAAGGUUCGGUCUGUAAAAGCCAACACCGUAUCUGGUUCGAAAGCAACUCUUGAACUUGAGAUGGAGCUUAGAGAAUGGUGCAGAAGCUUCAACGACUGGGUCAGCUCACAAAAAUCAUACGUGCAGUCUCUAAAUGGAUGGCUCUCGAGAUGUCUUCACUAUGAACCCGAGUCAACAGACGACGGAAUAGCUCCUUUCUCUCCUAGUCGUAUCGGUGCACCGCCCAUCUUUACCAUAUGCAAAGAUUGGCAAGAAGCAAUGAAUAGGAUAUCCGGAGAGAAUGUGAGCAAUGCGAUGCAAGGUUUCGCUUCAAGCCUACACGAGCUAUGGGAGAAGCAAGAGGAAGAAGAACAAAGGGCAAAAGCAGAGCAUGAGCAUCGAGAUGCGGAGUCGGAUAAAAGAAGCGUGGUUUCGAGAGGUCGGUCAGAGAGUGGGAUAUCAGUUUUGGAUGAUCUGAAAGUGGAUUUGGAUUCAAUGAGGAAGAAGCUAGCAGAGGAAAGAGGUAGGCGUAAAGAAACCAUUAAGCUUGUGAACAGCGUGUCUUCGAGUAUCCUUAAAGCUGGAUUAGUUCCCACUUUUGAGGCAUUGAGAAAAUUCACUGCAGAAGCUGUGAAAGCUCAUAACAUUGUUAGGCUUCAACAUCCUCAGACUUCUUCUUGAGUAGUAGAGAGUGUGGACUUGCCACAUUUUGCACGGUUUUGAAGUUUUGUUACUUGAAAUUUUAGAUAUAGGUUGACUAUAUAGAAAAUUGUUGUAUAGAUGAGUUUUAUAUUCAUUUAUUGGUUGGUAGGUUUGCUCUGUAAGCCUUUUCAAAUGGUGAAGAAGAAAUCAUCCAGUUUCUUAGUUCAAAUAUUACUUAUCAUACUGAAAUUAUUUUUAUGCGCC